CUCUGAUCCGGAGAAGAAGAGGCUCCGUCUGCAGCAGCUUCACAUCUGGACCUGCAGUUCUGGUUCUGGUUCUGUUCUGGUUCUGGUUCUGGUUCUGGUCGGGACGAUGGGCGCCCGGGACGACGAGUACGACUACCUGUUCAAAGUCGUCCUCAUCGGGGACUCCGGCGUGGGGAAGUCCAACCUUCUGUCUCGCUUCACGAGGAACGAGUUCAACCUGGAGAGCAAGAGCACGAUCGGCGUGGAGUUCGCUACACGUAGCAUAGCGGUGGACGGGAGGACGGUGAAGGCCCAGAUCUGGGACACGGCGGGACAGGAGCGCUACCGCGCUAUCACCUCCGCCUACUACCGCGGCGCGGUGGGGGCCCUGCUGGUCUACGACAUCGCGAAGCACCUGACCUACGAGAACGUGGAGCGCUGGCUGAAGGAGCUGCGAGAUCACGCCGACGGAAACAUCGUCAUCAUGCUAGUGGGAAACAAGAGCGACCUGCGGCACCUGAGGGCGGUGCCCGCCGACGAGGCCCGCGCCUUCGCAGAGAAGAACGGUCUGUCCUUCCUGGAGACGUCAGCGCUGGAUUCAACUAACGUGGAGACGGCGUUUCAGACAAUCCUGACAGAGAUCUACCGGAUCGUGUCCCAGAAACAGAUGUCUGAGCGUCAGGACGGAGAGUCUCCCAGCAACAACGUGGUCAACAUCCAGGUCCAGCCCACGGAGAACAAGCCAAAGAUGCAGUGCUGCCAGAACAUCUAGUCCUGGUCCUGGUGGGGACCCUGGUCCUGGUCCUGGUCCUGGUCCUGGUCCUGGUCCUGGUCCCGACCCCUGAAGGACUGCCCCCCCUCUUUAGGUUCUGCAGGACAGCAGUUUCAAAUCACCGUAAGCCUGAGUUCUGGUUCUGCGUCAAAUCGACGCCGUGUGAUACGGGUCGACGCGUAGCACACGCCGUCGCUGACGCCGUCGCCGACGCCGUCACCCACUCCGUCGCCGACGCCGACGCCGUCACCGACGCCGACGCCGUCACCGACCUGCUCCUCCCGAAAAUGAUAACUACUCGUGGAGGCGACGCAGACCACACGCAGACGAGAGGCUGUGAUUGGUUCUUGGUAGCAACGCAUUUCCUGUUUCCGGUUUGAAGUAGUCGUGAACUUUCAGCCUCUUUUCUUCCUGUUGUGGGUGAUUUUUUUUGUUUUGGUUUUUUGCACAAUAGUUGUCCACUUUGACCGGACAAAGUCGGAUAAACCAUUCAGGAAAAGAUGGUGAAUUAGCGGUCACGGGGGGAACUGCACCGCGGAGAAAUGGAGUGACGGAGAAGUCCGAAGGUUCACGACGGCGACGGCGUUACGGCGACGGUGUCACGGCGACGGCGUCACGGCGACGGCGUCGUCGUCACGGCGACGGCAUUACGGCGACGGCGUCACGGCGACGUCGUCACGGCGACGGCGUCGUCGUCACGGCGACGGCGUCACGGCGACGGCUUCACGGCGACGUCGUCACGGCGACGGCGUCGUCGUCACGGCGACGUCGUCACGGCGACGGCUUCACGGCGACGGCGUUACGGCGACGGCGUUACGGCGACGGUCUCACGGCGACGGCGUCGUCACGGCGACGCCGUCAUGGCGACGGUGUCACGGCGACGUUACGGUGGCGGCGGUGACGGCGUUGGUUUAACGCAGAACCUUAACUCAAGCUUUAGAUUCAUGAAGCUGCGGCACCGAAAUGUCUGAUUAUGAAUGUUAAUCCUUCACCUCCUUGUUUCUCCUUCACCUCCUUGUUUCUCCUUCACCUCCUUGUUUCUCCUUCACCUCCUUGUUUCUUCUUCACCUCCUUGUUUCUCCUUCUCCUCCUUGUUUCUCCUUCUCCUCCUUGUUUCUUCUUCACCUCCGUUCCUCCUCUCAUUUCUUGUGUGAAUAUGAAUCACAUCACAUGCUCUGAAGGUUCCCAGCACCUGCUUAGCCCCGCCCCCUCACCUGGAGCCCCGCCCCCUCACCUGGAGCCCCGCCCCCUCACAUGAGGCCCCGCCCCCUCACCUGAGGCCCCGCCCCCUCACCUGGAGCCCCGCCCCCUCGCCUGGAGCCCCGCCCCCUCACCUGCGGCCCCGCCCCCUCACCUGAGGCCCCGCCCCCUCACCCGCUUAGCCCCGCCCCCUCACCUGAGGCCCCGCCCCCUCACCUGUCCGGUCUAUAACCAUCAGUCACAUGACUCUCACCUGCUGCCUCGUCUCCAACACGUCGCUUCACGUUGAGUCGCCUUAGUAGAUCAUGGUGGCCCCCCGGUGGCCCCGGUAGCCCCGGUGGCCCCCAGGGGCCCCCGGUAGCCCUGGUAGCCCUGGUGGCCCUGGUAGCCCUGGUAGCCCCGGUAGCCCUGGUGGCCCCAGUAGGCCUGGUAGCCCCCAGGGGCCCCCGGUGGCCCCGGUAGCCCUGGUGGCCCCCAGGGGCCCCCCGGUAGCCCCAGGGGCCCCCAGUAGCCCUGGUGGCCCCCAGGGGCCCCCCGGUAGCCCCCAGGGGCCCCCGGUGGCCCCGGUAGCCCUGGUGGCCCCCAGGGGCCCCCCGGUAGCCCCAGGGGCCCCCAGUAGCCCCGGUAGCCCUGGUGGCCCCCAGGGGCCCCCCGGUAGCCCCAGGGGCCCCCAGUAGCCCCGGUAGCCCUGGUGGCCCCCAGGGCCCCCCCGGAAGUCUGGUGGCCACCAGGACCCCCCACUAGCCCUGGUGGCCCCCAGGGCCCCCCGGUGGCCCUGGUAGCCCCCAGGGGCCCCCCGGUGGCCCCAGGGUCCCCCACUAGCCCCGGUGGCCCCCAGGACCCCCCACUAGCCCUGGAGGCCCCCAGGACCCCCCACUAGCCCUGGUGGCCCCCAGGGCCCCCCGGUGGCCCCCAGGGGCCCCCACUAGCCCUGGUGGCCCCCAGGGCCCCCCGGUGGCCCCCAGGGGCCCCUGUAGGGGUGUAGCGGUAGACGGCGGGUCUGCAGACUCUGAAUCUGCUCGGGUUCUCAAACCUCCGAUGUUUGUGUGUUUUAUUUGAAACUGUUAUGAUUCCUUUUUUUAAUUUUUUAUAAAGUAUUGAAUCUGUAAUUCUGAAGUUCUUAUGGUUUUAUGUUUUGUACAGACGGUGAAUUGUACAAUGUUGUCUAUAUCUUAAGUUAUCAGUCCAUCUUAAUAAUAAA
Molecule: messenger RNA, 3152 nt
Organism: Cololabis saira (Pacific saury)
Lineage: Eukaryota; Metazoa; Chordata; Actinopteri; Beloniformes; Belonidae
Product: ras-related protein Rab-11A
Exons: 5
Coding region: 107-751 (214 amino acids)
Biological process (GO): melanosome transport; neurotransmitter receptor transport, endosome to postsynaptic membrane; exocytosis
Cellular component (GO): transport vesicle; postsynaptic recycling endosome; axon
Molecular function (GO): GTPase activity; GTP binding
Source: RefSeq, a predicted model, not a curated record